Messenger RNA from Pungitius pungitius (ninespine stickleback), 2226 nucleotides. RefSeq names its product UDP-GlcNAc:betaGal beta-1,3-N-acetylglucosaminyltransferase 2, like (gene b3gnt2l). The record is from RefSeq and is a predicted model, not a curated record. Gene Ontology annotation, molecular function: protein N-acetylglucosaminyltransferase activity. NCBI's taxonomy places the organism in Eukaryota, Metazoa, Chordata, Actinopteri, Perciformes, Gasterosteidae. Bases 153 to 1385 code for a protein of 410 amino acids. Gene Ontology annotation, cellular component: Golgi membrane. The transcript has 2 exons.
ACGCCUGGAACUUCCUGGUAAUUGCUGUUCUUCAGCAAUUUCAGACAUAUGUCUUUCAAAUGCCGUUCCGUCAUCUCGCCUUCACCAGGUACAUUCAUCUGUGUCAUCUGCUGCCAGUCUGUGUAACUUGAGGACAACACCACCUUGGGCCAAUGAAGCAUAUUGAAACCUUCAGCGUUUUGGUUUCCAUGGUCACCUUAUUGCUGAUCUUCUACUCAACCGUACAGCUAGAGACAAACUACAGUCCCAAUGCUGAACCUGCAAACCUCCCGAAGCCUAAUGUGGGGAGAGUCGUCAUUCUUCCACCGAUUGUCCUCAAUGUGUCUGUUUUUGACGGCCUCAGACACACCAUCCCUCAAAAUGGAGCCUACUGGAACCGCCUGCUGCACUUGGCCUUCAAGAAUCUGGACAGGGAGGAAAAUCCAUCUGGACACAACUCAGAUUGGUCUCUCUGCAGGCAGACAAAACAAGAGCAUCUGCAAACCAAUAUGCACGACUUUACCUCCUACCCUUUCUUAUUUCAGGACUUUUUGCAGGGGAUGAACUGCAGUUCGCCGCCAGUCCUGCUCAAUCAACCCAACAAGUGCCCCUUUGGCGACGGGAAGAACAAAAACCAGACCUUUCUGCUUUUUACCAUCAAGUCUACUCCUAGAAACUUUGAGCAGAGACAGGCGUUGCGGGAGACCUGGGGUCGAGAAGGCAUGUAUAAAAGUGGACUGCGGGUGCGCACUGUGUUUCUGCUGGGUAGCUCCCCACUGGAGGACCCUGACCUCAGCGCUCUGUUGGCAUUUGAAGCAAGACAGUUUGGGGACCUCCUGCAGUGGGACUUCCACGAAUCCCUCUUGAACUUGACACUUAAAAUGUACAUGUUCAUCCAGUGGACGGUGAAAUACUGUCCUGAAGCCUCCUUUGUGUUCAGUGGUGAUGAUGAUGUAUUCGUCAACACACCGAAACUACUCAGCUACCUGCAGUCUCUGGAGCCUUCGAAGGCCUCUCGGUUGUAUGCUGGACAAGUGAUAAUUAAUGCAAAUCCCCUCAGGGACCCUAAAAUCAAAUACUAUGUUCCUCUGAGCUUCUAUGACGGCCCGUACCCUCCUUAUGCCAGUGGAGGAGGCUUUAUUAUCUCUGGAGCGUUGAUGCAAGGCCUAUAUUCAGCUUCAAGUAUCAUUCCUUUCUUUCCCAUGGACGACGUUUACGCUGGGAUGUGCUUUAAGGCUUUAGGGGUUUCUCCUGAAACCCACCAAGACUUUAAGACUUUUGAUAUCAAGGAUCAGGACCGUGAAAACCUUUGUGUGAUUAAGAACCUCAUUCUGAUUCACCGGCGCUCCCCACAGCAAAUCAAGAAGUUAUGGAAGGGCAUUCACAACCCAUUGUUGACUUGUUGAACAUGACUGAAAAGGCGUCACUAAUUAGAAAAAAGAAGAAACAUUGGCUGCAGCAACAUGACGUAUUAAGCCACAUCGAAUCAUUGCAGAAGGAAAUGUAAUUAUUUUUCUACUAUUUCUGAAAUCUUGAAUGGACUACAUAGGGAGCAGUUGUGUUCCUGCACUGGUAUGAGUCAGACAGUUUUUCGUGAUGGGGUACAACCUUAAGUGGUUUGUGUAGUGUAGUGCAGGAAGUGUUCAGCAUUUUAAGUGGAAAUAUCUCCUGGUGAUUUUGUCAAGAGACAAUUGGCCUUAAAUCAUUUGUACGUCUUUCAUGUUUGCUGUCAUGCGUUUGAAUAAAUCUGUCUCCGAUGUAACCCAUUCUGAGUGCGCCCUCCAACUGUCUGUUCCUUUGUUUUCUUACUUGAUCCAAUGUUCAGACCUGCACCUUCAUGUACUUUUUAAUCUUGCCAAAAUGUAAUUAUAGAAGUGCACCUGUCAGAAGGCUCCCGCUUAUUAUUAUUAUUAUUACUGUUCCUUCAAACACGCUUUGCUUCUGGGAUCAGUAGUUAAUUGUAAUAUUUUUUUAUUUUGAACUCCAGUUUAACAACCAGAAUCUGUAACUUGGUGUUCUUGAAUGUAGUCUUUGCGGCAAAAAAACUGCAAAAAUGCUCUAGUACAACAGAGAGUCUGAGCUGUUUCAUAUGGAAUGCCGUUUUAUUCAAAAUUAAAUAAAUGAAUAAAUACAUAAAUAAAUGAAAUAUGCAUUUGAAAUACAUCGUGAAAUAAAUAAAUGAGUGGUACUUUUAUUUCACAAGUACACAUUUAUUUAUUUCAUGGUACUUUUAUUUCAUAAUGGCAC